AUGGAGGGUGUCGCGUUGAGAUGGAGAGCUGCAACAGUUGUGCUGCAAGGACUCCUGGCGAUGACCUUUCUUAUUUCAGGUACCAGUUAUUGCUAUUGGGAUGUCCUCUAGUUGCAGACCUGGGUGGUUGGGUGGGAGCCAACUAGAUUUGCACAGAGAAACAAGAAGGAAUUCCAAGGUAAAUGGAAAUGUUUCAGAAAGGAAUGACUUGUCUAUGAGGAAAGUUUGCAGCAUUAGGGAUGUUUUAGUUUAGAGAAAACAGGAGAAAGAGUUCACAUGAUAGAUGCUCAAUAAUUAUGCGUGGCGUGAAGAAAGUGGUUAGAGAAACAUUUCUCUCUCCCUCUCAAAGCAAUAGAUAUUGUGGACUGAAAGUUGGCAGAUUCAGGGCAGCUAAAAGAAAGAUCUUCUUCACACAGUGCAAAGUUAAACUAUGGAACUCCCUCCCACAGGAGACAGGGAUGGCCACCCACCUGGAUGGCUUUAAAAGAGGAAUAGGCUGCCUGGGGGGCGGGUAAUGACUAUGAUUUGGUUGUCAUUGUUCUGUUUUGUAAGUUUACAUCUGACUGGUGUUGGUGUGAGUUGAAAUCCAACAAUUGGCAUUGGACUAGAUGCCCCUCGUUGUGCCAUCCACCUCUAUGAUUUAAUAAAGCCCUAGGGCUGCCCAUUAUAGCAUUUUUGACAUCCUUCUUUGGUAUCUAUGCAUCAAACCACUCAUGAGGUCCCUCCUUUGGGCCAGCGGUUCAGAACAGACAUUUGACACAAAUUUCUGCCUCCUAAGAAUUUCUGUUUUCACUUCAAAAGGGGGAAACCAAUUUCUAGUCCCUGAUGAUUUCAAGGCAGAAAGACAUUGCUAAUAAUUUCACCAGGAUCUCCUAACCUUUCUCCCCACAUUUCUUUUCAGGAAUUUCUGCCUUGAAGUGUCAUAGCUCCAACACCGUCCAUCUUAUGACUCCAAACAAUGGCAACAAAACAUCAAAUGCCUCCCCGGUAAGCGGUAUUACCAACUGCUCCAGUGCUCAGAACGUUUGCACAGAUGCACAACUUAUAUUCUCUAUUGGUAAGUGCUGCUUUGUCAGAUGGAUCCUGUGUGGCUGCUAGAUUUUUGAGAGAGGAAAAGCAUGAAAUUGCUUACAACCCAUAAAAUUCCCAGUGGGAUUACCUGGGGCCUGAAAUGAUGUUUUGCAUGCAUUCAGAAGUGAGGUAUUUAAAAUAUGUUUUGAUUCAUUUUAUUUUAUAUUUGCAUUUUUUUUUCCAAACCCCUGCCCUCCAUUUUUAAUUUUUUUAAUAAAAAGAAUACCUAGCUGUUUCUGAGAGUUGACACAGACCCAGUUCAGAUGUAACACUAAGCCAGAGGUUAGUGCAGAGACAGGGGACCUCUGGCCCCUCCAGAUUUGGUUGGAUCUCAACUCCUACCACCCCUAAACAUUGGUCACGCUGGCUGGGGCUGAUGUGAGUAGAAUCCAACAUCUGGCAUUGGACUAGAUGACACUUGUGGUCCCAUCCAUAUCUACAAUUCUAUGAAAUCUGGAGGGGCAUAGAUUCCUGCCACCAGUAUAGUGUUACAAGAGCAACCUUCUGACAGUUUAUAAAUCUUGUCUUGUUCGUUCAGUUUGAUAUCCUAGUUCAUAGGUUUUAAACCUUUUUGAGUCCACGGCUCCCUGUUGAACAAGUACAGUGGUACCUCGAGUUACAAACGCCUCCGGUUACAAACGCUCCAGGUUACAAACUCCACUACCCUGGAAGAGUUACCUCGAGUUGAGAACUUUGCCCCAGGAUGAGAACGGAAAUCAUGUGCCCACGGCGCAGCAGCAUCAAGAGGCCCCAUGAGCAAAAGCACACCUUUAGUUAAGAACAGUUUCAGGUUAAGAACGGACCUCCAGAACGAAUUAAGUUUGUAUCUAGAGGCACCACUGUACAUUUUUUUUCUGCAACUUGCCUGUGCUGAGCCAAUUAACUGUGGGGCUCAGGAGCCAGUUAUGCCAUCCUUUGUCUGCAGAGGUAGCAGUUUCUCACCCUUUUAGUGAACACCCUCCAUGUGGAGUAUUCCCUCAGCCUCCUCCCCUCUCCCCUCUCCUUGGGAGUCCUCCUGGUAGCCACUGGUCUCUGAGUUGCUCCCUCUCGCUCCAAAGAGAGGUUCCUCCUCACACUCCCCACAGGGGCCUGCGAAGGGGAUAUCCCCAGCCUUAGUGGCCCAACAGAGACUGGCCAAAGUUGAACAUAGGCCAGCACCUUACCUUGGGAGGUGGCAGUGACAGCAAUGGGCACUCAGCUCCCAGGCAAGCUUUGCACACAGCAAGCACAAGAAAGGCCAGUGUGGCGCCUGGCUGUCUGGCCUCCCACUAGUCUGUCCAUUCCCAACAGCAAGGGCUGGUGGACUGGCCAGCUGGGCUACCCCACCCACUUGCUUGCUUACUUACUCUGAGGCCACCUCAGCUCCUGGCAACUAGCACCCUCUGGCCAGCCCAACAAUGGCGCCAUUCACCGGGGGAGCUUUUAGCGAGAGCUGUUGCAACAAACAGAUGUGCAAACCUUUGGGAGGCAGAGACACAAGAGGGCAUCAGAGGAGAGAGGGGAGGAAAGAAAGACGGACAGAUUCCAGUGUUGCCCGCGGCAUCCCUGACCAACAUUUAAGGCACGUCAGGGUGCCAGGGCACACUGGUUGAAUACAUUGUCCUAGUUUAUUAGAACAAACCACAGUUCCCUGGGUAUUGACAUUGCAGAGAACUAUGGCUAUUUCAGAUAUGAAAGCAGAAACCUUUUAUCUCCUUGUGGCACAAAUGAAAGAAAAGGACAAGGGAGGCAGGUGUAGACUUUCAUUGUGUUCUUUUUUUAUAUAUAAACUUUAUUUUCAGUUUUUACAAGAUUACAAAUACACACCUUCCAAAUACAUAUUUUAUUUCCCCCACCCCCUUUUGUGGUUCCUUUUCUACUUUAGCUUUAACACUGUGUGUUCCACUUUACUCCAUUUUAAAGUUAUUCUUCCAUUUAUCUUAGUAAUAUUUUUAACUGCUGAUUUAAGUUAAACCUACUAAUGAACUUAGUGGCAGCCACUCUUCCUAAGUUGGUACAGCAUCUUCUUUCCACGACUGGGCAAAUGCCAUUCUGGCUCCGGUCCUUCCUUGUGAUUUUUUGCCAGGCUGGACUGCAUGCUAAAAAUACAAUAUGCAUCUUACUUGCCUCAGUGGAGGAUUUGGAGAUAUGAGGGUGUAGAAAAGCUCUGGAUUUUGCAUGGCUAGAAUGCAGGCUACCAUCCUAUGGGAACCCAGCUAUAUAAGGCUUUUAAAGUAAAAGAAGCUGCCAGGAAAUGUGCGACGAAGAAACAGGAAGAAGUGGGAAAAACUGUCAGCACUUUCUAGGAUCACUCACAUGAACAAAAUCACCCCCACCCAUGGCACUAAGGUAGACAUGAACCAGAGGGGGGGGGGAAUCAGGAGGCUUUAGCAGCCCCCUCCCCCUGGAAAGAGUUGCCAUAUGUCCAGAAUUUUCCAGACAUUCCCAGGAUUCGGCCAUCGGAAACAGUGUUUGGGCCGAAAUUGCUGAAAUGUUCAGGCAUCAACAACUUUGGCCAAAAACCUAGAAACAAACAAAAACCUUUUGUGUCUGGCUUUUAAGUUUUUGAAAUAAGGCAACCCUAACCCUGCCAAAUUGUGUAUAAAUGACCCCCAGAGGAAAAAUUGUCAAGGUAAGGUCUUUGGAACACCCUGCCACUGCAUCGUUCUAUUGUUUGUAUAUACACAUCUCUUCCCACCCCCCUCAUUUUAGAUAAAGAAGUUUUGAUAAUGAGUCACAAAGGCUGUGCCAGCAAGGACCUUGUGGAUGGAACAAAACCAAUCAACUCUGGUGACCGACACUUUGCCAUCCAGUUCAACCAGAGCUACUGUUUUGGUGACCUUUGCAAUGCGAAAACGAGGGAAGUUCCCAACACACCUAUUGAGGACGGAGGUAAAUUUUUUUUUGGGGGGGGGGGGUUGAGUGCCACCUGAGAGGAAAGUGAGAACUCACAGUUUCACUUGUUGGGUAGGUGGUUGUCAAUAGGGAGGCUUGAAGAAUUCAAUUUUGAAGAUUUCUAAGGCAAGCGGCCCUGUUCCCCAACUCUUGGGCUCACGUGCUAUAGAAAAGGUAACCCCGCUUCUCAAGAAAUGAGAAAAGACUGUGCUUUAGGGUGUAAUUUAGCGGCAAGAGCAUGAGGAAAGAUUUGGAGGGAGCCGUGAGGGGAGUGGGAAUAUGGGGUGCACUGCAGAGGUUGUGUGAGCUGGGGGGGGGAUAGGCAAGGGGUGAGUGGGGGGUAAAGGACUUGUUCAGGUGUGGGGUUUGACAAAGGGUAUGGCGGGUUUGGCAAGUAGAGAAAGCAGGGCCAUCAGCUCCUAAUAUGUGCAAAAAUCGCACAUACCUAUAACUUGGAGAACUGCCUCACAAAAUUCAGGAAAGUGUGAAUUUUGAAGGGUAAUACCUCGCUUAAUGCAUCCACAUAAACACAUGCUGAUUCAUUUUGGUGGGUUUACCCUGAGUAUGAUUAAGAUACCCAUUGCUUUGACAAGGGCAAUUUAAGUAGCUUCACUUUGAUAUACAAAGUAAAUCAAAAUAUUCCCCCCUAUCAUUAUUUAAGAGACAGAAAAAAGGGAGAGACUCCUACAAAGGGAAGUGACCUUUUUUGAUCCAGACCCACUACAGACCCCUUGCUCUUAAUUUUGUUUUCUUACUCCAGGCACUGGCUCCAACCAGUGUUACUCGGGCUUUGGUUGGGGCGCCAGUGGAAACAUCAAGGAGACUAUGGAAUGCAGCAAAGACUACGACCGGUGUUACCAAGGCAGCAUGAACAUUACUAUUGCACUAGAUGGAGGAGGUGAGUUCGCCCUAGGGAAUUUCUUCCACAGCCUUAAAUUGCUCCACUUCUGACCUCCUCUAAUUUGACCAUAUUGUGCCCUGCUUCCCUUCUAAAUACAUUAUUUAAAGGGUGUGUUUGUGAUUUAAUUCAAGGUUUGUUGGUGAAGAUAGUGACUUGGCUAUGGAACAAGGUCCAAACGAUUUCAUCUGCCCACCAGUGUUAGAAACUCAGAUAUAUAAUCUAGGUGCCAAAUGGCUUCUUAAAGCAAGGUUACAGUUGCCAAAACAGAAUGUCUAUAUGCCAGCUCUAAAGACAGCUCUAAAGUCUUGUUUUCCAAAUGAUGGACUGAGUGUGAUUGAUUCUUGGUUAAACAUCUGGCUAGUUCAGAUGACCAUCUUCAUCUAGGUUAAGAACUUUAAGUUCUCAGGGAAGAAAAGUCUCUUGAUCCAGGGAAAGGCCACAUAUAUAUUACGUUAUACACAACGUAAGAAUAUUCUUCACAACUGUGAGCAGGGCAGUGGGGUGGGGGAAAUGAAGACAAGUGUCAACAAUUAGCUAUAAUGUUGUUCACUGCUCCUGCUCAGGCUGCACUGAAAAAGCAUCUUGGUUCCUGAAAUUCAUUCUGAUGGUGCAGAUCAAAAUAUAACAGACAGAAUUCUACAGGAUGUGGUAUUAGUGCGUGAAAACAGUCAAGAUCCAGGGAUCUCCAGGCAGGUACCUCCAGAUGUUGGAGAUGUUAGGUGUCAUCCCGGCAAUUGGUCGCAGGUGGCAAUAGCAGGUGCAAAAUGUGCUUGGCACCUGGCUAAUUUCAAACCCUGCUGCCCACCUCUUGCUUGAAGAUUCCUUUCUUUACAGCAGCCUUUGCCAGCCCUGGUGCCCUCUAGAUGUUGGCUGGGGCUGAUGGGAAUUGGAGUCCAUGACGUAUGGACAGCCCAAGUUGGUGAAGCCUGUUUUACAGCUUCACUGUGACUCUCUCCCUAUUUUAGCAAUUGUCUGCUGAUUUAUUCCCUCUUUAGGGUGAUUGGUUGAUUGCAGGGGGCCUUUUGGUUAUGUGACAUCUUAAUAAUGCCAUCUAAUAAUAAUAAUAAUAAUAAUAAUAAUAAUAAUAAUAAUAUCAGUAGCAAGCUGUUUGGGAAUUUGGGCACACUGAAAAAUGGGACGUGACAAGCUGUUUCUAAAUGAAAUAAAUGCAUCUGACCAGGUUCAAAGGUGACUGGGGCCCCUUGACACAAGUGUAUUGCUUUACAUGUACCAAUAUGAAUAUAAUUUAUGUGUAUGGCCAAAGCCAUUGCACAUGAUAAAAGACAUAAAGCAUAUAAAAAAACAGAAUAAAAUAUAUUACACAGCUAAAAUAAAUAAUUAAAAUACUUCUUGAAGCCAAACAUUAUAGAAUCAUAGAACAUAAAAUUGUUGAGUUGGAAGGGACACCAAGGAUCAUGUAGUCCAACCACUUGCAAUGUCAGAAUUUGCCCCCCUGAAUAAUUAAAGAAACUUACACACACAAACCUUUUACCUCCAAAUCGCCGCUCUAAGGCAAAACAGGCCGCUUUUUCACCCCUAAGUGUGGGUUGCCCCUCAUGCUCCAAGUUCUUCAUGAUUCCCUGUGGCGUCUCAAUGCAUGCUGGGAGAAGUGGGCCAAUGUUCCCCCAUACCUAACAUGUUGUGACUUUCUUGUCCUCCCUUCUCUUCCACAACAGGAUACAGCUCCGUGCCCAUGAUUCUCAGGACCUGCCAGCGCUCAUCCUGCGAUGUUAUAAAGAGCCAAUCCUUUGGCCCGAUAAAUAUCACCAGCGAGUCAGGGCCUUGCUGCUCCGGCAGCAAAUGCAAUUGGAAGGAUGAUGGCUUUUCAUUCAAGAUAAUCCACCCAACCAAUGAUGGUGUAAGGAGCACACCAAACCUGUCUUAA
Molecule: messenger RNA, 6731 nt
Organism: Podarcis lilfordi (Lilford's wall lizard)
Lineage: Eukaryota; Metazoa; Chordata; Lepidosauria; Squamata; Lacertidae
Source: the annotation of a GenBank genome assembly